This is a messenger RNA of Penicillium verrucosum, 234 nucleotides long. RefSeq lists its product as uncharacterized. NCBI's taxonomy places the organism in Eukaryota, Fungi, Ascomycota, Eurotiomycetes, Eurotiales, Aspergillaceae. The coding region runs from base 1 to 234 and encodes 77 amino acids. The transcript is spliced from 2 exons. The record is from RefSeq and is a predicted model, not a curated record.
AUGAACGCCAAAGCGCUAUUUCCCCAUCCGUACCCCAGGCGGUCAUAUAACGCUGGCGCAAAGAUGGGAAAGAAGAAUCCGAAAAUGCUUCGUAAAAACUGGCUGGAGGCAUUCGCCGAGGCGACAUAUUCGCGCCUGAGUGCUGAGGAUGACUCCACAUCCGAUUACUGCAGCCCCGAUAUCAACGACAAUCCACGGAGCCAUUACGUCCGCCGCCCAGCCGUACCAAAAUAG